This is a messenger RNA of Rotaria socialis, 942 nucleotides long. The record is from the annotation of a GenBank genome assembly. Lineage: Eukaryota; Metazoa; Rotifera; Eurotatoria; Philodinida; Philodinidae.
AUGACAAUUGUUGUGAAGUAUUCUCACUAUUUGUCUGAUUGGUUGUCCUCAUUCUUUUUCAUUUUUAUUUCCUCUUCAUUGUCGUCAUCAUUAUCACUAUUAUUUACUUGUUGGCAACAUCUUCUAGUCACAAUGAAAUCUCCAAUGAUCACUCUAAUUUUACUGAUCAUAAAUGCCUUUUUCUUUCAACCAACACAUCAAUAUCGUCUCUCAAAACGUGAGCUAACUGAAUUUGAUUUGACCAGUUUCAUUGUCAGUACGUGUUCAGCUGACAAAACUGACAUGCUUAUCCAGAAUCUGUGUGAUCAAACAUUGCAGUCGGCACUUAUGGGUGAUUUUCCAAUUCUGACCUAUUAUUGUAAGACAAUCGGUGUCGGAAUGAAUUAUUGUAAUAAUAUCAAUCAAAAUAUGGUUAAUAAUGAAAACGUUAGGGCUAAGAGAUUUACUUAUCGUCGGUUUGCACGAAGUCUUAAUGAAGACAGAAAAACAUAUCACACAGGGCAAGAAAUGGAUAAUCACAUUGAUCUUGAGCAAAAGUUGAUUAUGCAACUGUGUAUGACAACGACGGAAAAAACUGUAGUUGAUACAGACCAAUUUUGCAAUCGAACAUUAGAACAAGUUCUGCGAGGACGGUAUCCUGAAAUAGCUCGUCUUUGCAAGUAUCAUCCAGAUUUUGAUUAUUGUCGCAAUUUACGGUCUUAUUCAUUAUUAUUCUCUUUGCCACUAACAAAAUCAUCAUCGGCAACAAAUCCUAUUACAAGUAAUAUGAACCCUUGGCUAGUGCCGUCAUCAGCAUCAUCCAAAUUGUCUGACAAUGAAUCGUUCACCGAUCAACAAAGGAUCAACAAGUACAAGCACUUGUCAUCGCCAUCAUCAUCAUCAUCAUCAUCAUCAUUAUCAUCAUUAUCAUCAUCAUCAUCAUCAUCAUCGUCAUCGACAUGA